Messenger RNA from Artibeus jamaicensis (Jamaican fruit-eating bat), 2533 nucleotides. RefSeq names its product sulfiredoxin 1 (gene SRXN1). The coding region runs from base 55 to 468 and encodes 137 amino acids. The record is from RefSeq and is a predicted model, not a curated record. Lineage: Eukaryota; Metazoa; Chordata; Mammalia; Chiroptera; Phyllostomidae. Gene Ontology annotation, cellular component: cytoplasm. Gene Ontology annotation, biological process: cellular response to oxidative stress. Gene Ontology annotation, molecular function: sulfiredoxin activity. The transcript has 2 exons.
GUCCCGGGUGGGGAGGGUGAGGGAGGAGGCGGCACGGCCAGCGGCGGUGGCGCAAUGGGGCUACGCGCAGGAGGAGCAUUGAGUAGGGCCGGGGCGAGCCGGGGGGCGCCCGAGGGACCCGGACCCAGCGGUGCCGCGCAGGGGGGCAGCAUCCAUUCGGGCUGCAUCGCCGCGGUGCACAACGUGCCACUGAGCGUGCUGAUCCGGCCUCUGCCGUCUGUGCUGGACCCAGCCAAAGUGCAAAGCCUCGUGGACACGAUCCGGGAGGACCCAGACAGCGUGCCCCCCAUCGAUGUCCUCUGGAUCAAAGGAGCCCAGGGUGGUGACUACUUCUACUCCUUCGGGGGCUGUCACCGUUACGCGGCCUACCAGCAGCUACAGCGAGAGACCAUCCCUGCCAAGCUUGUCCAGUCCACCAUCUCGGACCUAAGGGUGUACCUGGGUGCUUCCACACCAGACUUGCAAUAGCAGGCUCUUUGCCACGUGCCAACACUCCUGAAAGCCCAAAAGACACACCUGGCCUCCAGUGGGCGGGGCCAUGCAAAAGAUGUAGCAGGGGGCAUUCUCUUUGUGCCUGGAAGGAGGAGGGUCUGGCACCAAGCACCCCCUUUGCUGGCUGCAAGACGUUGGACUCACUGCUGAAUGGCGUGGGAAGCCCAGUUCCCACCCCUGUGAAAAUGGGUUGUGUCUUCACCUUUGAGGGUUUGUUGAGAGGACAAAAAUGAGAAAGGAGAUGGGUUUGGAGAACCACAAGCUGCAGGCUCCAGAGUACCAAGGGCAGGGAUCCUUCUGUAUUUUUGUAUAUCCAGUCUUUGUAUAUCCAGUUAUGUGGAACACAUUGAGCUCUAAGCAAAGGAAAACGCAGUUUAACAAGGAGAAAUUUGUGUUUCCAUACAGUGUCAAUUCUAGAGGCAGGCAACUACCAGCAUUGGUUUAACAACUCGCUGAGAUGAGAUGCACAUCUCUAUGGUCCUUUCAGCCUUUCCCUCGUUACUCAUUGCUUCAUGGUCACAAGAUGGCUGCUGUGCCUCCAGGAAUCAUGGCCAUGUUCUAGGAAGCAAGUAGUGAGGGAGAAGGAAGGGCUGAGCCAGCUGGACCUGUCAACUUCUACCAUAAAGUCAAACCUUUCUCAGAGGGCGUUUUCCUGCUCUCUCCCCUGCAUAUUUCCACUUAGGUUUCCUUGGCCCAACCCAGCCACCAUUGUCUCCCCUCGAUGCAAAGAAAGCUAAAGACAGCAGGGAACGGAAUUGUCACAAUUGAGUGGACCGAUCAUAUCCCAACUCCUGGGACUGGCACACUGCCUCCGGAAACAAAAUUGGAAUCCCGUUACCGAGAGAAAUGAGCAAUUGUUAUCAGUUAGCCUUUGCUGUGUAACAUACCAUCCCCAAACUCCACAGCUCAAAAUAAGUCAUUUGUUUGCCCACAGUUCUGUGGGUUGGCAGUCUGGACUGGGUUCAUCUGGACAGUUUUUGAUGUCACCCAAGGUGGACUCCUGGGACUGCAUGCAGUCAGCUGUCACCUCAGAUGUGUCCAGGAUGUUCUCACUCACUUGUCUGGCAGUGGGCGGGCUGUUGGCUGGGUGACUAGUUCUCCACGUGGCUUCUCCAGCAAGCUAGCUCAGGCCCAGUCACGUGACGGCCUCAGGAUUCCAAAAGGAUGAGAGUAGGAGCAGGGAGCUUCUUGAGUCCUAGGUCCGGAAUUAGCACAACAUCACUUCUGCUAAGUUCUUUUGGUCAGAGCACAUCAAAAGGCUGGUCCAGAUCCAAGGGGUGGGGAAACAGACUAUUUCUCUUAGAGAAACUGAAAAUAAUGUGGCCUUUUCCAUCUUUCCUACAUUAUUUGCAUAGGCGAAUAGCAAACAGUGCUUCUCUUGCUCUUGCACAGGGAGAGCCUCUCUCUGCCCAGGCUGAAGUCACCAGACAUUGCUCCAGCCUCAAAUUAGGGGAAGAGUUGAUUGGACAGGGGGUGGGUUUCUCCCAGGGCUGGGCCCACUCCAGGAGGGGCACCGUGUUAUCUGCCCUGGUGAGAUGGGGUAGGUCAGGUGGGACAUUCCAAAGGGUCCAAGAGUCCUGGGUGGGAGGGAAGACUUAGAGAAAGGGCACAGAGUGGGGCGGGCCUUGUUUGCCCUGCCCUGCUAAGGGAUCUUGGUCACUCGGCCUUUGCAAGCCUUGGUCUCUGUAGUUCAGUAAUGAAGACAGCAGCUCUCCCACCCAUUCUCUGUCCCAGGGAAAGCUGACUGAGGUGACCAAUAGAAUUUAAAAGGAAUGCAGUCUUAAUGCAGUGUGAUAUCCUGGAUUGGGUCCUUAGAACCAAAAAAGGACACUAGUGGAAAAACUGGAACUUUGAAUAGGUCUGGAUUUUAGCGACAUUAACAAAUGAUAGUCUCUUAGCUUUGACGACUGUUGAUGUUGCCGUGGGAUUAGGCUGGGAAUUCUCCGAACUAUCUUGGCAACUUUUCUGUACAUUGAAAAUCAUUCCACAAUAAAAGAUUAUUUAGUAAAAAGAGGGAUGUGAUUGCUUUAGACCAAUGGUU